Eriocheir sinensis (Chinese mitten crab) is the source of this 594-nucleotide messenger RNA. RefSeq names its product zinc finger protein 80-like. Bases 1 to 594 code for a protein of 197 amino acids. The record is from RefSeq and is a predicted model, not a curated record. The transcript has 4 exons. NCBI's taxonomy places the organism in Eukaryota, Metazoa, Arthropoda, Malacostraca, Decapoda, Varunidae. Gene Ontology annotation, biological process: regulation of DNA-templated transcription. Gene Ontology annotation, molecular function: DNA-binding transcription factor activity, RNA polymerase II-specific; RNA polymerase II cis-regulatory region sequence-specific DNA binding.
AUGAACUUCACCUCCAACCUCAUCACCACCACCCAUAUCAAGUCCGAAAUCCCAGCCAACAUCAUCACCAGCGCCCCCUUCUUCAACACCACCACAGCACGGGAGGUCGACCCCAUAGACCCAGUGCGGAAAUUCGAAUGCCCUGACUGCGGGGAGGUGAUCCGCGGCAAGAGUCACUUCAUUCAGCAUAAGCUCUCCCACGCCGGCCUCAAGGUCUUCUGCUGCCCGGAGUGUGGGAGGAUGUUCACCAGACAACACCUACUCCUCAGGCACACGCAAGUCCACACUGGGAUUAAGAAAUAUGAGUGUGAAAAACACCGCUGUGGGGAGUGUGGGAAGUCCUUCGCCGACACGGAAGGGUUGACACACCACAUGCAGGGACACGCCAUCGCAAAGAAAUACUACUGCGAGGAGUGUGGCUUGCGAUGCGACGAUUCUGAGGACCUCACACGACACAGGGCGACCUCUCACCCGCUGACCCGGAAACCCAAACUCGACGGGACAACCCACAUCAAGGAGGAGCCCAAGGAACCAGUUAUCAAGGAGUACAAAAGGGGCAUUUAUUACAGCAUGAGAGUGUGCAUAACCGCCUGA